Messenger RNA from Aphidius gifuensis, 1535 nucleotides. RefSeq names its product 26S proteasome non-ATPase regulatory subunit 6 (gene Rpn7). Bases 106 to 1275 code for a protein of 389 amino acids. The transcript has 5 exons. Gene Ontology annotation, cellular component: proteasome regulatory particle. Gene Ontology annotation, biological process: proteasome-mediated ubiquitin-dependent protein catabolic process. NCBI's taxonomy places the organism in Eukaryota, Metazoa, Arthropoda, Insecta, Hymenoptera, Braconidae. The record is from RefSeq and is a predicted model, not a curated record.
GUAAUGCUGUUGAUGACUGUUGUUCACUGUUGUUGAGUGUGACUGGAGUUUGUCAAAUUAAUUUUCAUAUUUUUCAUUUGUAAAACAGAAUAAUUAAUAAGAACAAUGCCAUUAGAAAAUUUAGAAGAUGAUGGUCUUGAGAAAAAUCCAAAUCUCGAAUUGGCUCAAACAAAGUUUUUACUGAGUCUACCUGAGCACAAAAAUGAUGAGGCAUUGAAGACCAAAUUGAUGGAUGCCAUAAAAGCUGACAACAUGGCUCCUUUUUAUGAAGAAGUUUGUCGUGAUUUAAACUGGCCAGUUGAUGAAAGUUUUUUGGAAUCAAUGAAAGCUAAAAAUCAAGAACAAUUAAAAACUCUUGAUGAUGCUAUUGAAGAUGCUGAACAAAAUUUAGGUGAAAUGGAAGUUCGUGAAGCUAAUUUAAAAAAAUCAGAACAUCUUUGUCGUAUUGGUGAUAAAGAUGGAUCAAUUUCUGCAUUUAGAAAAACAUAUGAAAAAACUGUAUCACUUGGUCAUCGUUUGGAUAUUGUUUUUCACAAUAUUAGAAUUGGUUUAUUUUAUUUGGAUCAUGAUCAUAUCACCAGAAGCAUUGACAAAGCAAAAAGUCUUAUUGAAGAGGGUGGUGAUUGGGACAGAAGAAAUCGUCUUAAAGUAUAUCAAGGUACUUAUUGUAUUGCUGUACGUGAUUUUAAAGAAGCAGCUAAUUUUUUCCUCGAUACAAUUAGUACAUUUACAAGCUAUGAACUCAUGGAUUACAAUACAUUUGUUAGAUAUACUGUUUACAUGAGUAUGAUAAGUCUACCAAGAAAUGAACUACGUGAUAAAAUUAUCAAAGGAUCAGAAAUACUUGAAGUACUUCAUAAUAUACCUGAUUGUAAAGAGUAUCUUUUUUCACUUUACAAUUGUCAUUAUGCUGAUUUCUUUAAAAAUCUUGCACAAGUUGAAGGUUUAUUAAGACGAGAUUAUUUAGUUAAUCCUCAUUAUCGUUUUUACGUUAGAGAAAUGAGAAUUUCAGCUUAUACACAACUUUUAGAGUCAUACAGAUCACUUACUUUGCAAUAUAUGGCUGAGGCAUUUGGUGUUACUGUUGAAUAUGUUGAUCAGGAACUUUCACGUUUCAUUGCUGCUGGAAGACUUCACUGCAAAGUUGAUAGAGUUGGUGGUGUUGUUGAGACAAAUCGUCCAGACAGUAAAAAUUGGCAGUAUCAGGCAAUAGUCAAACAAGGUGAUUUACUUCUCAACAGAGUCCAGAAGUUAUCACGUGUUAUUAAUAUUUAAUUGCCUCAUCUGACAAUCAUUCAUUUAUAUAUGUUUUUUCUUUUUUUUUUUUUUUUGUUUUCUAUUUUUUUUUUUUUUUUUUGUCUUAACAAUUUUCUUUUCAAGCCUUUUAUUUUCAAUUAAUUCAAGUGUAAUUUUGCGUUCAUGAACAUUUUUCGUUCUUCUAACAAUAUUUGUUCAUCGUAAAAAAAAAAAAAAAGAAAAAAAAAGUUAUAUUACUGUAAUUUUUUGAAUACAUGAAAUAAUAAUAAUGAAUACAG